UAAAAUCAAAUUAUUUGCAGUCUCGCCUUCUGCUUCGGUUUCUCCUUGCUCAAGCAAACCCCCAAAAAAACGAAGCUAACAAAUCUAGCUCACCGAGUCACUCGUAAUGGAAGGGCAAGAAGGAACUCAGCAACCGCACCUCGUGCUCGCACACAAGCGCUUCCUCCUAACUCACCCCGAUGUUCAAGACAUUGAGAAGGUCCGCCUCAAGGAGGAGGUCUUCGCGGCCGUCAAAGACGACGAUAUGGCGCCGUUGUACGAAACCCUAAUGGCCGAAGGAAUACUGGACAAAGAUCAGAGCGUUUUGGAUUCGAUGCGUGCCAAGAAUGAGGAGGAGCUCAAGAAGCUCGAUGAGAAGAUUGCUGAUGCUGAAGAAAACUUGGGUGAAAGUGAAGUUCGAGAAGCUCAUUUGGCCAAAUCUUUGUUCUUCAUUCGAAUUGGUGACAAGGAAAAAGCAUUGGAACAAAUGAAAGUGACAGAAAGCAAGACAGUUGCUGUUGGGCAAAAGAUGGACUUGGUAUUCUAUACUUUACAGCUUGGCUUUUUCUACAUGGAUUUUGAUCUCAUUUCCAAGAGCAUUGACAAAGCAAAGAACUUGUUUGAAGAGGGAGGUGAUUGGGAAAGGAAGAACCGGUUGAAGGUGUAUGAGGGCUUAUAUUGCAUGUCCACUCGAAAUUUCAAGAAGGCAGCUAAUCUGUUUUUGGAUUCUAUUUCAACCUUCACUACCUAUGAACUUUUUCCUUAUGACACCUUCAUAUUUUACACUGUUCUUACAAGCAUUAUAUCAUUGGAUAGAGUUUCCCUGAAGCAAAAGGUUGUUGAUGCUCCUGAGAUCUUGACAGUGAUUGGGAAGAUCCCAUAUCUUUCUGAGUUUCUAAAUUCUUUAUAUGAGUGCCAGUACAAGUCAUUUUUCUCAGCAUUUGCUGGCCUCACAGAGCAAAUUAGACUUGACCGCUAUUUGCAUCCACACUUUCGAUAUUACAUGAGGGAGGUCAGAACUGUUGUUUAUUCUCAGUUUUUGGAAUCCUAUAAGAGUGUUACUAUUGAAUCGAUGGCAAAGGCUUUUGGUGUGACAGCAGACUUCAUUGAUUUGGAAGUAUCGCGUUUUAUAGCAGCAGGGAAGCUUCAUUGCAAGAUUGACAAGGUUGCUGGUGUUCUUGAAACCAACCGUCCUGAUGCAAAGAAUGCUCUGUACCAAGCCACUAUCAAGCAAGGAGACUUCUUAUUAAACCGGAUCCAGAAGCUAUCUCGUGUGAUUGAUCUGUGAAGCAUCGGAUCCAGAAGCUAUCUCGUGUGAUUGAUCUGUGAAGCAUUAGGUGUUUCCUGAGUUACAAAUGACGCCAAAAUUUGAGAUGUUCCAAAGAAAAUGGAGCAUGGGGACUCCUUGUUGGAUGUUUUUCACUUGAUCAAUCCGAUGCUAGUUGAGAUGUUGUCAUUCACUCUUCUCCAAAUAUAUUAAGAAUUGAAGCUUAUCGCUAAUUUCAGAUGCGAGUUAUCUGUUUUUAUACAAAUGCUUGUGUUGCUUAUUUUUUCUGUUCCUUAUUAAGUUUACUGCGCACGGAUUAUGGAAUCAAAAGCACCAGUUUACAAGUCAUUCUCAGCUGUGGCUGGUGUAUUUCAUCA
Jatropha curcas is the source of this 1623-nucleotide messenger RNA. RefSeq names its product 26S proteasome regulatory subunit Rpn7. NCBI's taxonomy places the organism in Eukaryota, Viridiplantae, Streptophyta, Magnoliopsida, Malpighiales, Euphorbiaceae. The record is from RefSeq and is a predicted model, not a curated record. Gene Ontology annotation, biological process: proteasome-mediated ubiquitin-dependent protein catabolic process.